AUGGCCGCCCUCUCACCUAUCCCCGCCUACCUCGCCGCCGCCCUCUGCUGCGCCCUCGGCCUGCACAGCUUCCUGCGCCCCGCCGCCGAGCACCCGCGCUUCGGGCUCCCGCUUCCCGCCGGCGGCCGCCCGUCGCCGCUCAUCCACCUCAAGGGCAUCCGCGAGACCAGCUACGGCCUGGCCCUGUUUGCGCUGCAGUACCGCGGCUUUGACGGCGCCGUCACCGCCAUGGCGGGCAUCUUGGGUCUCGUCGCGCUGGCGGACGGGGUUGUGGUGUGGAACUUCGGAGGAGCGCUCCGCGGCAAGGCGUUCGGUCAUUGGAGCGCAGGCGUGCUCUUCGGGGCGUGGGCGUUGUGGAGGGCGAGCUGGUGA
Thermothielavioides terrestris NRRL 8126 is the source of this 372-nucleotide messenger RNA. RefSeq lists its product as uncharacterized. The coding region runs from base 1 to 372 and encodes 123 amino acids. NCBI's taxonomy places the organism in Eukaryota, Fungi, Ascomycota, Sordariomycetes, Sordariales, Chaetomiaceae. The transcript has a single exon. The record is from RefSeq and is a predicted model, not a curated record.